Molecule: messenger RNA, 1576 nt
Organism: Kogia breviceps (pygmy sperm whale)
Lineage: Eukaryota; Metazoa; Chordata; Mammalia; Artiodactyla; Physeteridae
Gene: TIMCC
Product: family with sequence similarity 136 member A
Cellular component (GO): cytoplasm
Source: RefSeq, a predicted model, not a curated record
CCUGAAGCGGCGGCGAAGGGGCGGGCUCGUGCCCAGGAGUCCAUGUGGGUGCCGGUGCGGCACGGAGCAGCGCCGGGUCGCCAUGGCGGAGCUGCAGCAGCUCCGGGUGCAGGAGGCGGUGGACUCUAUGGUGAAGAGUCUGGAGAGAGAGAACAUCCGGAAGAUGCAGGGCCUCAUGUUCCGGUGCAGCGCUGGCUGUUGUGAGGACAGCCAGGCGUCCAUGCAGCAAGUGCACCAGUGCAUUGAGCGCUGCCAUGCACCUCUGGCUCAAGCUCAGGCCCUGGUGACCAGUGAGUUGGAGAAGUUCCAGGACCGCCUGGCCCGGUGCACUAUGCAUUGCAACGACAAAGCCAAAGAUUCAAUUGAUGCAGGGAGUAAAGAGCUUCAGGUGAAGCGGCAGCUGGAGAGUUGUGUGACCACGUGUGUGGAUGACCACAUGAACCUCAUUCCAACCAUGACCAAGAAGAUGAAGGAGUCUCUCUCAUCCAUUGGGAAAUAGAUGUCUGCUAUUGGCCAUCGGGGCUGAAGGCAGGAAUCUAUUUAAAAAGAGAAAUGGGGAUUUGGGUUUUCUAAGAAAAGGUUAUGAAUGAGGAAAUUAAGGAUGGCAGCAAGUUUAAGGCCUGUAUCAGUUGCCUCUGGACACUGGUUCCUUUGUGUUUGAAACCUAGAAAGUGAAAAAACCUGGUGCUAAAAUUGGGGUCAGAGAUAGCAGAGGAGAGUUUUUGUGAGCCUGAAUUUCACGUGGCAAGUGCUUAUCCUGGCAACAGGGAGUCUCCCUUGUACCAAACCAGAGCCCUCCAAGGUACCAGAUUCUCUUAGUACACAGAUACCAACAGGCUGGCAGGUUCAUCUGACCUGCUUAUGAUCUGGUGGAGUAUGAGGAGAGGUGUUUCUAUUUGUUGCCAACCUCCUGUUUACCAGACGGAUCACUACAACAUUUUCCACAAACUGGAAAUAAAACAAAAUCCAUGAGGUCACCAAUUUAGAAAAGGAAAGGGGGCUUCUGGGGAUUUGUUUUGUGUGGUUUUGUUUUAUAUACAAGGGCAUGAAGCUACUUUAAAAUGUAGAGUUGGGAGAGGUAGUUUCGAUAAAAACUUUGAAAGGGUCCUUGCGGAUAUUCGUUUCUGGCCGUCAGGAUGUGGGUGCGCAUUUCUUAAAAUUCUCACACAUGAUAUCUUUCAGCCUGGAGACCCUGCAAAAAUAUAAGAAGCGCUAUCACACUGGUAGGGCAAGCAAACCUUCCCUCUGACUGGCAGCCAUGAUGAGCCCCGAGGCGGUCAGCAGCAGAGUCAGACGAGUGACAAGACAAUCUUGCAGUGACACUCACCCUUGAAGGGAAAGGGGACUGUGGCUGUGCUGUAUGCUAGUAUUCAAGAAUGAACAGUGAAAGAGGAAUUGUUAGCUGCUUAAUUAAGAGAGUUAUGACGCACUGGCUUUGGAAAAAUCUGGUUUUCAUAAAACAAAAUAGAAUGAAAGCCUAAACCCAGUAUUGCUUACUUUGCCCCCUGUAAUAACAGAGCUCUGUUGAAACAAUCCCUUGGCAACACGAAGGUCACAGGAGAAAAAGUAAGCAACU